UAUGUCAUUGUCUGCUAUGUUAUAAAGGGCUGAUUCAGUUCAGUAGAGAAGUCAUACUCGCGGGUCUAGUGAAAGUGUAACUAAUACAGACUGCUGAGGAGUUACCAUGCAUUACUAAUGAGACAUGCAGCCAGAAAGUUAUAUGCAACCUUUGCAAAGCUUCUGAAGCUGUAUGUGGCUACCAAGCUUGAUGUUUUUUCUUUUCCUUUCUGCAUUGUAUAGUUUUAAAUAAUGAAUCUAUCUAAUUUUUAAGGGAUUUAAACACACUAUAGAAAUACAUAAUUCUAAGAUGCCAUCGUAAUCAAAGCCGUUAAUUUGGAUAAAUACUCUGUUUAUAAGUUAUACUGAAAUGAACAUUGUGGGAAAGCUCAAUUUAAUGAUACCUUGGAGCAUAUUCUUGAUUCAUUCUCUGCUGUUCUUUUUGCAAGGAUCUUAUUGCAAGUUCUCCCUUUUCAAAAGAACUUCAAGAAAUGAGUUUAAUGCAGCUCGACAGAAAAGAGAUCUCUUAGCAGCAGAGAUUGGCGCUGCCUCUCCUCGGUCUCGCCUUCGUGAGGGCUUUACCUGGAGUCCUCCACCAGGUUCUUGUCCUCAGGAGUGUCUUAAUGGAGCAGUCUGUACAGAGGCAGGUGAAUGUGAUUGUCAGAUAUUUCAGGCUCGAGGAAACAGGUGCCAAAUUGUACCUAAUAGUGGUAAGGACCGAGACGGGAUUUGCAAAUCAUGGGGACAGUAUCACUUUGAAACAUUUGAUGGCAUCUACUACUACUUCCCGGGAAAUUGCUCCUACAUUUUUGCAAAAGACUGCAGUACUCCAGAACCCCAGUACACUGUUUGGGUUCAUAACAGUCCUCACUGUUAUGGUUCAGUAUAUUCUUGUCUGAGGUCAGUCAGCUUAUUUUUUUCAAACCAAGAAGAAAUAAUAAUUUCAGGACAUGAAGUAAGAAAGGAAGGAACUAGAUUAGCAUUGCCUCAGACAGUUGGAAAUGUUUUCCUUGAGAGACUGGCUGACUACAUUCUGGUGAAAACUACCUUUGGUUUUUCGCUUGCUUGGGAUGGAAACUCUGGUAUCUAUAUUAAGCUGACAGAAGAUCAUAAAGGGAAACCUUGUGGCCUCUGUGGAAAUUUUAAUGGCAAUAAAUUUGAUGACCUGAUACUACAAAAUAUAGGUGCAUAUACAGAAGACAUUGCUGAAUUUGCAAAUAGCUGGACUGUGCAAACCCUGUAUGAAACAGCUUGUGUACCUACUGCCUCAGAUUUUUCCAGUCCUUGUUCAGCUGAUGCGGAUUCCACUGAGGACAUAUUCUUCAAGUGCCAAAUAUUCCUACAGUUUCCUUUUCUCAGCUGUCAUGAAAGCAUAGAUCCAUAUUCUUAUAUUUCUAGCUGUAUGAAUGAUCUUUGCAGAGUGGAUGAUGAUGAAACAUAUUGCAGAGCAGUGACAGAGUACGCUAGAGCAUGCUCUCAUGCUGGGUCGCCUGUGCGUGACUGGAGGGAUGACUUUCCUGCCUGUACUGAAAAGUGUGAAGACAGCUUUGUACACCGUGAUUGUAUCAGCUGUUGUCCGCCAACCUGCACCUUUGAAAAGGAUUGCCUUGGCAGCAAUCUGCACUGCUUAGAUGGCUGUUACUGUCCAGAUGGUCUCAUUAUGGAAAAUGGAACUUGCAUCUCUGUGUCAAAUUGUCCUUGUAUUUAUCAUGGAACUGCCUUCCCUGUAGGCUCAAAAAUUGAACAAGAAUGUAGCAAUUGUAUUUGUAUUGGUGGCAUUUGGAACUGCACAGAUCAUGAUUGCCCAGCUGAGUGCUCCAUCACAGGUAACUCUCAUUUCACAACAUUCGAUGGUCGUCAUUUUACCUUUCUUGGGAUUUGCCAGUACAUUUUGGUAAAAGGCACCGGGAAAAACAAAUUCACAAUCACUUUACAGAAAGCACCUUGUGGACAGAACUUUGACCAUGCCUGCAUCGAGUCUAUAACACUAGUUCUUGAAGAUGAUGUGAGCAAACAAGUAACUCUUGCAAGAUAUGGUCAAGUCCAAAUUGGCCCUAACCAAGGUUUUAAUGUCAAUGGGGCUGUUGAAAUUCAGAAUAUAUCUUCUUUGUUUGUCCAACUGAAAACCAGUUUUGGUUUGAAGAUACUUUUUGCUAAAGAUGGAGAGAGGCUCUACAUUCAAGCUGAUGUCAGCUGGAAGAGAAGAACAUUGGGACUAUGUGGAACUUAUAAUGGAAAUUUAAGAGAUGAUUUUCUUUCUCCAGCAGGGAUGAUAGAAGGGACCCCGCAACUUCAUGCCAAUGCAUGGAAGGUUUCCUCAGCUUGUUCUGUGCCUAUCAACAUUCCUGUGGUUGAUCCCUGUAAUGUUAACCAGCAAAAUGUUGGGUAUGCAUCUCACUGUGAUAUCAUCAAUCAAGAACUUUUUGCUCCCUGCCAUGCCUACAUCAGUCCAGGAUUGUAUUACCAGCUGUGCCGUUUUGAUGCAUGCAAGUGUGGAAGCAGCUGUUUGUGUAAUGCUCUUGCACACUAUGCUUAUGUCUGUGGCAAGCAUGGAAUUGCUGUUGACUUCAGAUCUCAUAUUUCUUACUGUGCUGUGAUGUGUCACAACGGUAUGCUUUAUCAUCAGUGCUCUUCCUUUUGUAAACACUCCUGUGCUUCACUUUCUAUGGCAAAUAGCUGUGGUGAUGACUGCGCUGAAGGAUGUAAUUGUCCUGAUGGGAAAUAUUUUGAAGAGUCGGUCAACUUGUGUGUAUCAAUAUCUGCCUGUCAUUGUCAUUACAAGGGCAAAGCCCUCCAGGCUGGAGAAAUCCUCCUCACAUCAACGGGUUCCUGCCAGUGUUUGAAUGGAACAAUGAAAUGUAUCGAAGCCACUACAGAAAAUACAGUUCACAUAUGCCCUGAAGGAAAAAUCUACUAUGACUGCAGAUCUCCUGUGCCUGGAUUACCAGCAGCUGGUGCAAACUGUGGGGUUUCCUGUGCAAACCUUGCUAUGAACUUCUCCUGUGUUCCCUCACCACCUUGUGCAAGUGGCUGUAUUUGCCCUCCAGGGAUGGCAGAGCAUAGAGGGAAAUGUUAUAUUCCUGACAGUUGUCCAUGUACCUGGAAAGACAGGGAAUUUCUGUCAGGAGAAGUGAUAGCUACACCUUGUUACACCUGUGUUUGUCGCAGAGGGGUAUUCAAUUGCACUAGUUAUCCCUGUCCUGCUGUAUGCACUAUUUAUGGAGAUCGACAUUAUUAUACAUUUGAUGGAUUGGAGUAUGAUUAUGUCAGUGACUGCCAAGCUUAUCUGCUAAAGAGCACAGAUAACUCAAAUGUAUCUAUAAUUGCUCGGAACAAGAAGUGCUUUGACAACAAUAUUGUUUGCUCAAAAAGUGUUUUCAUCACUGUCGGAGACACGGAGAUUUAUUUCAGUGAACCUUCUGAGAAGCAGAAGACCUUAAGGGGACAGGAAAACAUAUCUAACUAUCAGCUUUGGAAGGCUGGAUAUUAUACUGUGAUACACUUUCCAGAACAGGAUAUUACAAUUCUGUGGGAUAAGAAGACAACAAUACAUGUUAAAGUUGGACCUCGAUGGAAGGGUAAACUGGUAGGUUUGUGUGGAAAUUUUGACAAAUACACUUCAAAUGAUUUGACUACAUCAAACAACAUGGAGGUGAGAAAUGCACAGGUGUUUGGAGACAGCUGGGUGUUAGGACAGUGCAAGAGCCCAAAUGAAACACUAAGACCGUGUGAGGUACAUCAGAGCAAGUUCCCUUAUGCCAAAAAGGAAUGCUCAAUUUUAUACAGCGAUGUUUUUGCACCUUGUCGCAAUGUGAUUGAUGUCACUUCUUUUGUCAAAAAUUGUCAUACAGAUACGUGUAACUGCAAUCUUGGAGGGGACUGUGAGUGCUUGUGUACCAGUAUUGCAGCUUAUGCUCACAAGUGUUGCCAGCAAGGAGCAACGAUUCACUGGCGGUCUCCUAUGCUCUGUGCUUAUGACUGUGAAUAUUACAAUCAAGGGCUUGGUGAAGGACCAUAUAUUUUGGCAAGUUAUGGACAGAAUGAUACAAUUAUAGGAGCUAACACAUCCAGUAGAAGGAUAUUUCCCCUGUCUAGAACUGGAGCAUAUGGAAAUGUAUUUUUUAGUUUCAUGAUAACUCCAGGACUUUUCAAAGAUAAAGAUCUAUCUCUCUCUCUCGUUUCACUUGAAUCUGCUGAAAGACCAAACUACUUCCUGUAUGUAUAUGACAAUGAAAGCGUUGGGCUGGAACAGUGGCAGGCAAGUGCCUCCUUUCAGAGACAAGCCUCAUUCUUCCACCACCAAGGCCUCUGGAGUCCAGGAUUCAGUGCCUUUGAAAUGCACAGUAAAAAAGGCUUUUUCAUCAUUCUCACAUCAUCUGGUGUUAAAGUGGCAAAGUAUGAUGAUUCAGAAGAAUUCAAACAUUCAAGUAGCUUUAGUAUUGAAGAACUCAGUGCAUCUGUGCCUUAUAGAAGGAUUUGUGAAUGGAGAUAUGAACCUUGUGCUAAUCCCUGUUUUAAAACAUGUAGUGAUCCUGAAGGAAUAGCAUGUAAAUUUCUUCCUCCGGUUGAAGGAUGCUUGCCAUACUGUCCCAAAAACAUGAUCCUUGACGAGGUCACACUUAAAUGUGUUUAUCCAGAAGACUGCAUACCUGUGACAUCUAUGGAAUCAGCAGUUGGAACAAAACUUUCAUCAUUAACCUCUCACACAGUUGCUACCAUGGAGAGAUUUCCUCAGACACCUCCUGUAUUUGUUGCUACAGAGAUUGAGCAAGCUCAUGCCAAAAUAACCAUGAAGACAGAUGCAACUCCAAGGGGAAUGAAUAUGUCAGCGCAGUCCAUUACAGACUUUUUUUCAUUGGAAUCAUCUAAUGCAGCCACCUACUCAACAUUUGCAUUACCAAGUACAGUGAAGCCUUCUGAUGUACCUCAGAGCACAGCAAGCCCUUCUGUCCUUUCCAAACUCCUCUCUUCAACAGAUUUUUCAACUGCUCUUCAAGCACCAUUAGUCAUAUCACAUACUGUCAGUUCUACUGCAUCUAUAACUUUACCCAUUAUAGGAGCAACUCCAACAACCCAUGCUUUUACCCCACUCAGUGCCAGUCCUGUUCCAACACCUUCUGCAUUGUUAAUGCCCACUUCCCUAGUGAUAGUACCAUUUCCAUCUGAAUUAUCAACCACUCAGCUAGGAACUGCUCCCCCUACCACAACUUUAACAACUUUAACCUCCAAACCAUCUUUUAUAACUUCUGAGCUGCCUAUGGGGAUUUGGAGAAGUAGGAAUCCUUCAGUAAGUCAGUCUAAGGGUUCAGCAGUAUUCUCUGAAGUAUCUUCAUCUGCUUUGCUGGCUGGCAGAGCAACUUUCACAAGACCCACAUUUCUUCCAGGUUCACAGUUUACACUAAGCACAUCUACUUCUCCUAUAUUUCCUUUGUCUGUAAGAACCAGACCUAGCAUUGGUCAACCUGUAGUUCACCCAGCAUCCGUUUCUGCACCGACUUCAACAGCUGCUCAAAUUCCAAGUACUUCUAGGUUUACUAGCUUUGAGACAAAUUUUCCUCAAUUAAUCACACCUUCAUAUUUGGAAAUAACAAAAGCCUUGUCUAAAACUUCUCUGGUAUCAUUAAAUACUAGUUCGUUAGCUAGUUUUUCUCCAAAGUCAUUUUUAUCUUCAAAGGAAAUUCAAGUGACUGUUCCCAAACAGAUGUCUCCAUUAAUGAAAGCCAAUGUUUCUACUGCUUUGCCCAUAAUGACUGGAUCUUCACCUCAAGUUGCUUCUCAAAUCCCUAUAAACACUUCUUUGAGUCCUUCUGUAAUGCACACAGUAUUUAUACCAGUGCCUUCUCUGAUUACCUUCCUGAAACCCAAAUCUAUGGGAGGUGUCACUGUUAUCUCGAAGAAUCCUUAUAAAGAACCUUCCACUGUUUCAGUAUCUCUUCUGGUCAGUCCUGAAAUCUCGGAUGUGUCUAUUGCAAGUACAGCCCCAAAAGAAAAUAAAUAUGCAGUGCACACUGACUUCUUUUCAGUGUCAUCCACUUCUAAAAAGCCAAAGAAAUCCAUUAGUUCUACAGUUUUCCCUCUUAGGACAUUUGUAUUACCUCUAAAUGAUUUGUUAAUAACCACCUCAAAAAUUUCAGAAUACCCAAGCAGUCCACAUACAGAAUUGAAAACUGCCCCUGUGGCACAAAAAGCAGGCACUUUAAUUUCUAAAGAACCUUCUCUUACGAGUUCAUUGUCUUUAUUUACAAUCUUAUUACCAACAUCGAUACCAUUUUCUGUAACAUCUCAUACUACAAGUUCUUCUUUGACUCCCAUAUCUGGUAGGACAUCUUCAUUAACACAAAAUACAACUGUUAGCCAAAUAGCACUUUUGUCUCUAGAUACACAGGGAACUUCAAAAAGUCCAACUAUAGAUUUUGCAACUUCUUCUGUAGAUUUUUCUACAUUUACUUUAAACACCAGCCCUUCUACUAGCCUCUCGGCAGCACUAAAAACAUCCAUUAUAAUGCCCUAUUUACUAUUGCCUAAAACUCCUGAAAUCACUUUAGAAAGCCAGUUCAGUAGGGCCUCUCUGUCUUCACCUCCUCCUAAGACCACUCAUCUCUCUACUGUUUCUCUAGGAAAGCAGACUUCUUCAGUAAGUACUUCAGCAGAAGAUGGAACAAAAUCAAUCAUAUCAGCUGGAAGCAUCUCUCAAUCCACUACACCACUGAGCAUGAACAUAACUGUGAAUGCUACAUCCUUAAAAGCAGGUUAUAUUUUUGCAAAAACACCACCUUCAGCCACUUUAUUAGUUACUUCUGGAACUACUGUAGCCCCUAGGAUUACUACAAAACCCACUGAUUCUCCUGUUGCUGACUUGAAAUUUUAUAUGGAUUCAGCUUCAGUUCCUGCUACCACAGAAAUACCUAUGUAUGUGUCGCACAAAUUUUUAUUUACAUCUGCACCAUCUCAAGUUUCACAAAGCACUAAAGAAACUCUAAAAAUGACAGUCAUGAAAACAACUGGUACUGUAAGUCUAUUUUCACAGAUGAAGAGUACCUCGUCUACUGCUUCAGAAUUUAAAUAUGCAACCUCAUUUGAAAAAACUGCGGGUGUUUUAGAAAGCAAUCAGACUUCAAAUGUGCAAAGGAAUGUCACUAAGACAAAGUCAACCACUACUGAGAAAUCUUCCGUGCCUUAUCUGACAGCAUUUGCAGUUCAGAGUUCACCUUUUUCAAGUAAAAACAAUACAACUUCAGUAAAAUCUCUCUCUCUCUCUGAAGUCCCAGAUGUAACAACAUCAGAUUGGUUUAAAAUCCAAACACAGAGAACUGUUAAGCCUUAUUUUAAUUUAACAGAGCCCAAAGAGUUGCAGAAUGGAACUGUAACAAAUUUAUCUCGUUCUAGUGGUGAAAUGGCUCUGCCUUCCUCUUCAGAGCCCGUGCAAACACAGACUUCUCUGGCAAGCACAGAAGCAAUCACAGUUAUAGCUGACCAGGCUUCCUUUGGUACAGUGAUGCACACACUUGUGUCUACAUCUUCUGAAUGUGUGCCAAGAUACCUUGAACCUGUUGACAAAUGUAGCCAGUAUAUAUGUGUUAAUAUGGGUUGGAUGUUAUACAACCUUUCAAAGAACUGCCCUAGAGAUGUGCAGAAGCCAGACUGUGGUUUUCGAGGAAUGCCAUUUCAAGUUAACACUGAUAGUUGUUGCCCAGAAUGGGAAUGUCCCUGUCAAUGUUCUGUACUGUCUGAACUGAGUGUUAUCACAUUUGAUGGAAACAACAUAGCCCUCUGUAAUGUGGCUUCCUACGUUUUAGUCAAGCUACCAGGAGAAUUUAUUGUUGCUCAUAUUGAAAAAUGUCCGGCUAAUCAAAGUGCAAAUUCAAUAAGAAAACUAGUUCCCCCUGCAAGCACUUCGGGGCUCUGUUUUAAGAAAUUAAAUGUAACAACACCUACAAAUAAAUUACUUAUCAACCGUUUAGCAAGAAGGGUAGUAGUGGAUUCUGUAAUUCAGUCAUUACCAUUUUCAAAACAAGGACUGAGUAUUCAGGAUACUGGUGCAAUGUACGUCAUCAAUACCCCAGCUGGUAUUAGCAUCAAGUGGGCUCAUGUUACAGGCAUCAUAGAUAUACAGUAUGGAUUGCACUCUAACACAUCAAUGAAGACAGAAGGACUUUGCGGGGUGUGCAAUGGAGACCCUACUGAUGACCUGAAAAUGCAAAACAGGACCAUAAUUACAAAUAUGGAGGAAAUUGAAGUGUUCAUUAAGAGUUGGGAAAUUGAGAAAUCAGUUGAUGUAACAACCAGGAGGCCAGUAAGAGACUGUACUGAAGAUAACUGCACUUACUGUAUGGAACUGUUAAACAGAAGCAUUUUCAUCCCUUGUCACAAGAAAGUUUCGCCACAGGAAUUUUGUGAGAAGAUGUGGAUCAACAGUACUUAUUUUUGGAAUUAUGAGUGUGAUGCACUUUCUGCAUAUGUGGCUUUGUGCAACAAGCAUAACAUCUGCAUUAAAUGGAGGACACCUGAUUACUGUUCAUUGAGUUGUCCUGAUGGCAAGGAAUACCAGCCUUGUGUGCAACCCUGUGAAGCCAAGACAUGCUUGAAUAAGUGGUUCUAUGAAGAUUCUCCCUGUUCCUAUUUAAGGGAAGACUGCGUGUGUAAAAAUGGGACUAUUCUGCAUAGAACAGACUCUAAUCUCUGUAUACCAGAAGAAAAAUGUACAUGUACAGAUAACAAAGGACAACCUCGCUCUGCUGGGGAGAUUUGGAAUGAGUCCACGAAAGGCUGUUGCAUGUACAACUGUUUAGAAAAUGGAAGUGUUACUGCUGUAGAACCUGAAUGCAAUGAGGAUCCACCACCAAUCUGUGGAAGAGAAGGGGAAGUUAUUGUCCAUGUCAUUGAAGAGAGGGCUUGCUGUCCAAAGAAAGUUUGUGAAUGUAACAUGUCAUUGUGUGAGGCCAUUAUUCCAACAUGCAAAACCAAUGAAAAAUUGGUUGUAGGCUACCAUGCCCUCUCCUGCUGUCCGCAGUACCGAUGUGAAUGUGAUCCUUCAGUUUGUUUCAAUGCUUCCCAGCUGGAGUGCAGAGAAGAUCAGUUUAUUGUUGAAGCAAAACAGGAAGAUCCCUGUUGUUUCUCUUACCUCUGUGUUUGUGAAUCCUGUAUCGAGCCUGUUCCCUUGUGUAAUGAAGGAGAAAUUCUCACUGUAGACCUUAACACUAUACAUUAUUGUUGUCCUCGAUACUACUGCGUCUGUGAUGAAAACCUUUGUUCUGAGCCUUCUAUGAACUGUACAGGUGACAUGACACUUGUGAAGGAAAAAACACCUGGGCAGUGUUGUCCAGAAUGGCACUGUGAAUGUAGCUGUGAAAACGCUACUUUGCUGACUUGUAAAUUGGGAGAAGUUCAAAAAAUUGAUAGUAGUGUUUCCAGUGCUUGUGGAUGCACUCACUACAUUUGUGAAAAGGAUGAUGUGUGCAUCUUCCAAGACGUAACUGUACUGAAUCCUGGACAGUCAGUGAUUCAGUAUUUAGAUGGAGACCUUUGUUACACUGUACAGUGUUUACAAGAAAAAGAUCAGAAUACAGGAUACAAUGCCAUGCAUUUUACAGUGGUCAACUGUUCCCAGCACUGUGAAGCUCAUCAAAUAUAUGUUCCUUCCUCCAGUCACCAUACUUGCUGUGGUACCUGCCAGAAUGUGUCCUGUUCUUUUCAUACGGAGAAUGGAACAUUAAUUGUGCAUGAAGAAGGAAGCACUUGGAGCUCCAACUGCACAAACUACAAGUGUGCAAAGACUGCUGCAGGGGCUAUGAUACUGGAGUCUAGUGUUGUCUGCCCCCCUUUUAAUGACACUGAGUGUACAAAGAAUGGAGGAACUGUGCAGACAUAUAGUGAUGGCUGCUGCAAGACCUGUUCUGGAUUGGGUGUAUUACCCUUUGCCAUUAGUCCAGUAGUGUCUACUGAUAGUAUUAAUUGUGAACCAGGCAAAAAGGAAGAAAGGAUUUGCCAGAAAAUGACAAUCAGAACAACCAUAAGAAAAAGUGACUGUAUAAGUCAAAGCCCGAUAAAUGUGGCUUCUUGUGAUGGAAAAUGCCCGUCUGCAACAAUUUUUAAUGUCAAUAUUGAUAGCCAUUUAAGAUUCUGUAAAUGUUGUCGAGAAAAUGGAACGCGUAAUCUGACAGUGCCACUAUACUGCUCAGGAAAUGGCACUGAAAUCAUGUAUGUCAUUCAAGAGCCUAUAGACUGCUCAUGCCAAUGGAACUGAACACGGAUGCGUAUGCGAUUUUGUCCUAAGAAUUAAAAUGAGUUUCUUUUCACCAGACUGUAUUUUUGGUCCUUGGAUGGAUACAGUACUCUGUGGGAAAAAAAAGAUCAUCAAUUAUAUUCAUAAUGUAACCUUUCACAAAUUUAGUAGAGGUUAUAUUGUUCUACAAAUUUUCUUUUUAAAUAUUGACAUAUGUAGAAAAAAGUACAUAAAUCCUUUUGAACCAGGUAUAAUUUAGUCAUCAUUUACUUCUGUCCAGUGGCUUUCAGAUGUGCUGCUGAAAGCUGGUUAAUGCCAGUGUUGCCAGUGCUUUCAAAUUUUGGAUUGUGGUUACCUGUCAAAGUUCAGAAAUUCUCAGUAGUUCUUUUACUUAGAAACUUUCAAUUGAGGACCAUCUUUGGAAUUAAUGUUUAAGAGAAAGACUCAUAUUGUGUUUUUGAGAACUACUGGAUUCAUUUAUCAAAAAAAUAGAGUUGGUUGAACUGAAACAUUUUUAUCUUGCUGAAAAGCCUAUCUUUUGACCUUAUGAUGUUGUCAGACUUGAGUCUGCUUAAACUGGAAGUCACUGUGAAACAUGAUUGUAGUCUGUAAGCACCUUUAGUAAAUCUCCAGAACAUAUAGUAGAAUAAUAAUAAAGUUUUUAAAUCUUUGAUAUUUACUUAUUUUUGUUAUUUAUGUUAUAAAUAUGAAGCAUUGUUAGGCAAAGGCUGAAGAGUUCAGGCUUUUGUGCCUUUAUUGCAAAUAUCUAAAAGUUGUGUCUGUUACGAAGGGUUCUAUUUUAUAUACAUUUUUCAGUUUUUACAAAUAAGAAGUUGGCUAUUAGCUGUAGAAUAAGAUUCUGUCUAUGUAUGUAUUUAUUUAUUAAAAAAGCAAGGGAGUGCACGUUUAACUGUUCAUAGUGGGUUUCACCCCUUACUUAAUAGUUUUAAAUUUUAUGUUCAAUGUAUUUUAAUUAAAUACUUUUUUUGAAUACUGAGAAUUGGACAAUUGAAUGAAUCUACAGCUCAUAAUUCUUGAGCCCGCAAAAAAAAUUCUAUUUUAGAUAUAUGUUUUGAAGGGCAUAGGUGAGCUAGGCAUGUACAAUCAGGCUGUGAAUGUCCAUGAUUCAGCAUUUUAAGUUGAAUAUGCUCUCCCUUGUAUUAAUCGUACUACAUAAUAUUAUCUUCAAAACUACAGAUACAAUUUUAUGCUUGUUUUUAGACUAUUUUGCUUUAUAAACUCACUGAAUGAAACUUGGUUUAAAUAAAGACAGUGGGAUUUUUGCCAUUGACCUCAGUGGGGCUAGUAUUUUCUUUGUCAUGUAAGUUAUUUUGAAAUUAAAAUUCUUGUCUAAAGGUCUGAGAACUUUUUCAGCAAAACUUUUAGUUCAAGCUGUUAGCAUUUAAUUACAAAGAGGCUGAAUUAUUAUAUUGUUUUAUACAAUGAAGAACAGUCAAUAUAAGAUGAAAAAUAAUUUAAAACCUAAGGCCGUUUUGCUAUUUCCUGAUGAAUCUUUAAACUUUUGCUGUAUUCAUUUUGAUGGAUUAUGAAGAAAAAUAGUACAUACAUUGAAAUCUGUCUUUACUAACAACACUGUCACCUAUUCAUCAUCUCUAUGAAAAACAGUGAUUCGGUUUAAGAAUUAAAGAACAAUCUGUUAUAUUAUCAGUAAAAUAUUUAACCAUUAUAAAGAAAUAGGGAUCACCUAGUGAUGAAGUGCUGCUUUGAUAAAGUAUGUGCCUCAUUUGCACACUGUUAUGAUUUGUAUGGCAGAUAUUUCAAGAUGUUAUAUAUUAGAGCCUAGAACCAAAAUAUUCUUUGAUAUUGCUGUAGGAAUAUGUGUACAGAAACUUUUUUAUACAGGCCAAAUGUGGAAAUUUAAUCAUAGUCAUAGCCAUAAAGUUUGAGUAAUAGUAUAGCAAAUGAAAGGGACAACUAUUCAAAGAAAAGUAGAUCCUUAGGACCUUUUGAUUUAUAAGCAUAGAGCUAGGAAUCCUGUAUUUAUGUCAAGAGAGGAUGGGACAAAACUUCUUAAUGAGUUUUGCAUAUGAGAAAUUAAUUCAGGAAGAUUCUACAAGCUAGUGUUUUUAUAUAUAGUAACAACACUUGAGGAGUUUCAGCUGAAUGCAAUGCUUAUUGUAAACAAAGUGUUUUUGUAAGAUUUAGAGGUGUAUCUGUAAGUAAAGAGAAAUUAAUAAACAUUAUUUUGAAGAA
Messenger RNA from Dromaius novaehollandiae (emu), 12415 nucleotides. RefSeq names its product otogelin like (gene OTOGL). The transcript is spliced from 58 exons. Gene Ontology annotation, cellular component: extracellular matrix. The record is from RefSeq and is a predicted model, not a curated record. Gene Ontology annotation, biological process: L-arabinose metabolic process. Gene Ontology annotation, molecular function: protein binding; alpha-L-arabinofuranosidase activity. Bases 350 to 10222 code for a protein of 3290 amino acids. NCBI's taxonomy places the organism in Eukaryota, Metazoa, Chordata, Aves, Casuariiformes, Dromaiidae.